Suillus plorans is the source of this 1584-nucleotide messenger RNA. Its product is annotated as Golgin subfamily A member 7/ERF4 family-domain-containing protein. Gene Ontology annotation, biological process: peptidyl-L-cysteine S-palmitoylation; protein targeting to membrane. The record is from RefSeq and is a predicted model, not a curated record. The transcript has 5 exons. Bases 283 to 1443 code for a protein of 386 amino acids. Gene Ontology annotation, cellular component: endoplasmic reticulum palmitoyltransferase complex; extrinsic component of endoplasmic reticulum membrane. NCBI's taxonomy places the organism in Eukaryota, Fungi, Basidiomycota, Agaricomycetes, Boletales, Suillaceae.
GAAUGGUUGGACAAGCACCAGCCAAUAAAAUAUGCGGCGAGUGAUGUAGAAUUGUUGAGAUGAUAAACUGCAACCAAAUCUAUUUCCGCUUCGAAGCACCACGCCGCUCGUCAACUCCAAUUAUUGGAAUCAAAAACUUCAUUCUAUAUCUUACAUCUACCCGGAGCAUCACUCUCUCAAACUGCCCGUUAUUGCGCUCAGUCUUUUAUAUUGACUCACGCCUGCAAGUAGCCAGCUUCAGCGUUUCUCAACCUUGCAUACUCAAUGCGACACUGACAAGUCAUGACAUCUCUUGAAAUUCCCAUGAACGAUGAAUCGACAUCCCAUACACAUUCCCAACAGAUUCUUUCAUCCACAGAGUCAACAACUCACAACCCGCAGUCGUCUUCUUCCUCCAGCCUCGUUGCUCCAGCGCAGCUACACGUCUCUCAAGCAACCUCGUGGACUCGCAUGGACUUGGCCAACGAGGAAACUUCAGGGGCAGAGCAGGUCGAACUGGAAAAAUUGCAUAGUUUUCAAGUGAACCAUAGGGACGACCACCUGCCACUCAGCCCACCACUCACUCGCGUACCUACCACAGACAGCACGAGCGCACGCAUCCUAACACCGCCACUGGAAAACGAGGAACAAGGCCUGGAGGAGGUAGACAUUGUUGACCAUGAAUGGCAUCCACUUGCACGCGCAGAGUCUGCAGCCAGAGUUGAUGGCUUGUCUUUACACGACCGCGAUAACCUCGGUAUCGGUUCAGAGACAGAUAAGAAACCUCGGAGGCGAACGAAUCGCAAACCAACACAUCUAAACCUUGAAUUUAGGGAGCCUUCACCUCAGCCUUGGGAUAUCAUCGAUCCGCCACUUGACAACAAUGACGGUGCAGAAAAUGAAAGUUACUCGCCUCUAAUGUACCCGGCUCAGCAUACUGGACAUCGGCGACCCUUGAUCCCCCACUCAUCAUACUACUAUGGACCACCUCCAUCAGACUCGGCCUAUGGAACGCCCCCAGUGGGACAAAUUGGUGUUCAUCAUCCUCGAGAAAUCGUACGCAUUGAAAGGGAUUAUGCUGGGGGGGAACUGACCCAGUUCUCUUCAAUAUAUCCUAUUGAAUUUGACGGCCGAAUAACACCGACUCAAUUCAUGGAGACCAUCAAUGACAUCAACGAGCUUCUUAUAUCCGCGCAUAGCGCCCGCCACUCUUUUAUAUACAAUUUUCUUGCGGUUGCUACCCUACACCUCUCGACACUUGUCUUCACGUCACACUACGAUAAGGAGAUGCGGCGGUUAAAGGAGAAGAUCGAGGGAAUAAACACCCAAAUAUAUAACCCCGUCGGCCUCAACAUUCUGUGGCCCCGGAACGUGGCUUUUCUUUUCGUGCGUAUUUUCGUCACUCCAGGGUCCUUGUGCUCAUCAUUACUUCAUAAUGAUCCGUCGCUUGACGACAACAGCUAGAAAUUGAAUACUAUUGACCUUUUCGAGCGAUAUUGAUACCAGACACAUUCCAACAACGCACUUACUUAUUGUACAUCAUUCUGCCUAUGUCACAUCGGGUACAUGGAUAAAUUUAAUAUGCUGAAAUAAGGAGCAUCGGUU